AUGAAAAAGGUUUCUUCAAGAACGCUUCGUCAGCACUAUUACUACCUAGCCAUCCUCGGCACGGUACAACUACUCACUGCUAUGACUGUCGCUGGCAUGUGUGCCACUAUCGUGGCCAAAGUCCCUGAUGGAAUCCUUCUUCCCAUCGCAGCAUACUCUCUCGUGCAUUCAGUGCUGCAUUUCCAUUGGAUUCGGCCCACAAUGCACUGUGCCACCAGUCCUGGGCCGACCAACUGGUUCAUCAUACGUUUGACAUUCUAUACACUCGGCUGGAUCGUAGUGUCUAUCCUCAUGUUCUUCCUAAUCGGGACAGAACGGUCAGACACCUACGACGCUCGCUUCGCCAAGCGGCGUGGCGCAAGUCCCACGCCUUUUUCAAGUACGGCACUGCCAACUGUAGAAGAGCUCCUUCGCCAAUUGACGGCAGCCAGCGGCGCGCUCGGGGUCUUUGCACUAUUAAACUGCAUCGCGCAAUGGUGGACAGUGAGACGACUUUACACGCGGUUCUGGACUGCGAAGGAAGUGGAGGAUGUAUUCAAACAAAUGAAUGAGAAGAAGAGUUUCCUUAUUCUAUAA
Clonostachys solani is the source of this 576-nucleotide messenger RNA. Lineage: Eukaryota; Fungi; Ascomycota; Sordariomycetes; Hypocreales; Bionectriaceae. The record is from the annotation of a GenBank genome assembly.